This is a messenger RNA of Bufo bufo (common toad), 9792 nucleotides long. RefSeq names its product ASXL transcriptional regulator 3 (gene ASXL3). Gene Ontology annotation, molecular function: DNA binding; peroxisome proliferator activated receptor binding; chromatin binding. The transcript has 13 exons. Lineage: Eukaryota; Metazoa; Chordata; Amphibia; Anura; Bufonidae. The record is from RefSeq and is a predicted model, not a curated record. Gene Ontology annotation, cellular component: PR-DUB complex. Gene Ontology annotation, biological process: positive regulation of transcription by RNA polymerase II; animal organ morphogenesis. The coding region runs from base 146 to 6655 and encodes 2169 amino acids.
UCGUGACGUCACUGUGUAUUGUUGUGAGGGGGAACGGGAGCGUCCCAGAGCUGUCAGCUGAGCCGUGCCGCCGCCAAGCCAUUGUCUCCCCCGCUCAGUGCCCGUGGAUCCCCCACGUCAUAAGAACCAUCAAUGAGAUGCCAACAUGAAAGACAAGAGGAAGAAGAAGGACCGCACCUGGGCCGAGGCUGCCCGCCUGGCUUUAGAAAAGCAUCCCAAUUCACCGAUGACCGCAAAGCAGAUCUUGGAAGUCAUCCAGAAAGAAGGGUUAAAAGAAACCAGAAAUGGUACUUCUCCGUUGGCUUGUCUAAAUGCCAUGCUUCAUACUAACACCCGUGUGGGCGAUGGGACCUUCUUCAAAAUCCCAGGGAAAUCAGGACUUUAUGCUCUUAAAAAAGAAGAAUCUACUUGCCCGGCUGAUGGAACACUGGAAAUAGGUUGCGAGUCAGAGUUAGAUGGGAAUGAAAUGGGAGAGGCAAGCAGCAAUGGAGAAGAAAAUGAAGUGUGCCUGAAGCAAGUGACUGAAGAAGCGUCUUCCAACCGAAUGCAGAGCAAGCUAGUGUCUUCCUUCCAGCAGCACACCAAAAAGGCACUGAAGCAGGCUUUGAGGCAGCAGCAGAAGAGAAGAAAUGGGGUCUCUAUGAUGGUAAACAAGACCGUCCCUCGUGUCAUCCUGACGCCUCUUAAGGUGUCUGAUGAGCAGUCGGAUUCACCUUCAGGGUCUGAGUCAAAAAACGGUGAAGCAGACAGUUCUGAUAAGGAAACUAAGCAAGGGCAAAAAUCACCCCCUGGCAAGCAAAUAAGCCAGCACUUAAAACGGUUAAAAAAAUCAGGUUUAGGGCAUUUGAAAUGGACCAAAGCAGAAGAUAUUGACAUAGAAACUCCAGGAUCAAUUUUAGUCAACACUAACCUGAGGGCUUUAAUAAACAAGCAUACGUUUGCUUCUUUACCUCAGCACUUUCAGCAGUACCUCCUGCUCUUACUCCCAGAAGUAGAUAGACAGAUGGGAAGUGAUGGGGCUUUACGUCUUAGUAACUCUGCUCUGAAUAAUGAGUUCUUUGCAUAUGCAGCUCAAGGCUGGAAACAGCGAUUAUCAGAAGGAGAGUUCACUCCAGAAAUGCAAAUGCGCAUUAGACAAGAAAUUGAAAAGGAGAAGAAAACAGAAGUUUGGAAAGAGAGAUUCUUUGAAAGGUUUUAUGGAGAAAAAUCUGGAAUUUCUAAGGAAGAAUCUUUACAACUGACUUCUGGCCAAAACAGCAGUGAAGAUGAAAGCAGCUCUCUAGAAACCUCUCUCAACUUACCAGGUCCAUCCAUCCAGUGUGAAAACAGUACUCCGAAUAGUAAUGAAACACCAGUGAUGUUAGAAACUGAAGUUAUUGAGGAAACGGUGUGUAACAUGGAGCAUGUUCCAUCCAAAGACAUCAUUGGAGAAACCGCACUGGAAGAGAUACUGAUAUCUGAAGAAUCAAUAAUUCAUGAGGAAAUUGCUGAAGAAGUUGAAACAUCUAUUUGUGAAUGCCAAGAAGAUGAUGAUAAAGCUGCAAUUGAGAUAUCUGAAGAAGCGACCAGUGAAAAUGCACAGGACAAGGAACAAGAGUUGCCUCCAGAAAAUGUGGACUCUUGUGAUGUAAUGGAGGAUGAGUUAUUACCUGUCGUGGAUGCAAAUACAGAAGGAGUAAAAUCUGAUGACCAUCAAGAUGACAUGUUGGAAGUUUCGAGUGAUGUACAUGAAUGCAGGUCUCCAUCACCUGUGGCCUCUCAGACUUCACCCAUUAAAGAUGCUGAACCAGAAAACACUUCAGUUGAAAAUACAAAUGAAUCAGAGUGUGUUGCUCCCAAAGCUGCCGCUGACCUGUUAUCAACAGAGGAAGUGGCUCAUGUACAAAUGGAACACAUCAGUGAACCAGAUGUUCAGUUCUCUGAAACGCCAUGCAUUUCUGAGACAUCAUUUUCUUCUCAAAGUCCAGAGGAAGCAUGUGCUAGUCUGACUUCACCAGGAGGUGAUAUGCAGUCUGCUUCUGAGGAACCUUACACACCUGCAUCUGUUGAAGCAGCUUCUCUGUCUGAAGUUUCAAGCUUUGAAACUGGGGAAGCUGAAAGUCAACAAAAACCUUUAACUGAAAGCCCACCAACCUCUGUUGUUUCAGAUGUUUCCCCUCUCUCCAACUCACCUGUCAUAUCCGAAGCAUCUCCUUCCUCUAACCAUCCAAUGACACCUGAAGCUUCUCCGGCAUCAAAUUUGCCAUUAACUUCGGAAGCAUCUCCAAUGUCAGAUGUACCUUUAAUAUCAGAAACAUCGUCGGUGUCCUCCUUAGCAUUGACCUCUGAAACUGGACAUGCACCAAAUGCACCUGUUACUUCUGAUGCAUCUUCUGGGUAUAGUCCUGCUUCAAAUGAACUGCUACAGCAAGAAAGCUCCCCGACCACAUCUGAUGCAUCACAGUCACCUUCAAAGGAUGAGACUGAUGGUUACUCAGAGGCCUCCCAAGCAGAUACUGUUGGCACUGAGCAUGAAAGCUCAGAAGCAAUUAAAUAUAAUUCUGCAACUCCAAACUCUGAUACUUCACUGUCUGAAGACAACCUGAAGCUCUGUAAUUCUGAAAGAGACCAUGAGAAACCAAAUGUAGCAUCGCCACCCCAUUUAUCCCCACCAGACACCAUAACAAUUAAAAACCAUUCAAGCCAUUAUCGUAUUGUUGAAAAAAAGUAUUUAUCUCCUUCAAGAGAAGGAUUUGAGGGAACAUACUCCAGGAAUAAUGAGUCUGUUCACUCAAAGUCUCAUGACAAACUAUAUGCAGUCUCAUUAGAAGUAUCUGGAUAUUAUGAAUCGACCAGAAGUAAACCUCACAAGCAACAGGCAAACUCCCAAAGUCGGCCAGACAGUUCACAUUAUAAGUCAUAUGACCAUAAUAAACAAACAGAGCCAGUUUGUCGAGAGUCUGAAAUUUCUAAGCGAAAAACUGCAGAGCAGCACAGUUUUGGUAAUUACAAAGAAAAGAGACCCAGAAUAGAUGAUGAUCACUAUAGUAGAACAUCUUCUGUUUCAAGUCAAUCUGAAAGGGAACAGCCACCUAGAGAAGAACCCCGUGUUCCACCUCUCAAGAUCCAGCUAUCAAAGAUUGGACCUCCAUUCAUCAUCAAAAGCCAACCUGCUCCCAAGCUUGAAUCUAAGAUAUCUUCUAGUACAUCUGUUAGUAGCGGAAGGAACACUGGAGCUAGAACUCUUGCAGACAUUAAGGCGAGAGCCCAACAAGCCAGAGCACAAAGAGAAGCUGCUGCUGCCGCAGCUGUAGCGGCGGCGGCCAGCAUAGUUUCUGGGGGAGUUGGUAGUCCUUCAGAAAGCAGUAAGCCUCGAACGUUGGUCCAUAUCAAGGAGCAGACAAAAGCAAAAAUGUUUGCUAAGCACCAAGCGAGAGUCAGCACACAACAGAUUAGUAGAGAUGGAAAAACAAAAGAGGGUCUUCCAGAAAUAGAAGUGCCAACAACGUCUGAUGCAAAACUGGAAGGUUCAACUGGUGUUAUCAUUAUGAAUCCAAACUGCAAAUCUCCUAGCAGCAAGUCCACACUCCAUCGCGACUUGACUUCCCCAUCACAAAAAUCCCUCAGCUCUUCAGUAUCAUCAGAAACUGACUCUGAUGCAUCAGUGCACAGCUCUAUUGAAAAUAUUCACGUGCCACAUUCCAGCGACAAAACUGUUACAUCUACCUCCAUUGAAGAUUGCAGCGUGCCAAUGCAAUAUAAUAAAGCUAUAAGUUCAGUGUCUGUCUGCUCCUCUGCUGAUACCACCUUUAGGAAUUCACUUGAAAAAUCUGCUGUCCUGAUGUCUGUUGAGAGUGAAAACCCUACGUCAUCUGUCUGUAAUUAUAAUAUGCUAAACCCCAAUAAGGAGACUGACAUUCCUUUUAUAGCUGUUGCACCAAAAUGCACUGAUGACCCUAGUAGUCAUGCCUCUGUUGUAAACUCCACUGCAUCUGACUCUGUUGAUGACAAACGAAUGCCAGUAACAACUAGUAUUGUUAAUCCUUACACCACUGUGCCAAUCUCAUCCAUUGGGUGUAGUCUGCCAAAUUCUCAUCUUUCCAAUUCAUUGGUUAAUUCACUAACUGCCUCCUAUGGUCCAAACACCAGGCACCCUGAUAAAUUAGCUGCUCCCACAUGUAGCGAAGAUAAUCCCGUAGACAUGUGUCCUUCUGUCCAGAGAAUAUCAAACCACGAGGAAAGCGAAGGAGAUUCUUCCAGAAGGUCUUCUGUUCCAGUGUACCCCAGCACCAGAAGAUCAUCAAUAAGUACUGAUCCUUCACUUGCAAAGAUACAUCUUGAUAAUGUAGAUAAAAACUGUACCAGUAAUUUAAUAGGACUGCAGAAUAAAACACUGCCUACUGCUUUAAUACAGACAAAUAGAUCUAUUCCAUGUAAAGUGAUUGUUGAUCACUGUACAACGCCAAACUCCACUUUCCCUUUCAAUAGCGAAAAUGCAGAAAAUGCUGAUUGUCAGAAUAGGUUUGGAAAAUCUGAACCCUCUAUUCAAAAUAUAACAUGUCCUCAAGUAUCUGUAAUUAGUAGACAGGAAAACCUUCUCAAUGAGAGUGUGGAGCACAUGUCCAACUCAAACAUUGUAAAUCGGUUAAACAGAGACGACAGACACAAAAGUACACCUUGCGCUGGGCUUUUGGAAGCAACUUACUUGCAACAAGGAAAACGAAGUGACUCCGUUUCUUGCCAACAAAAUUUUAAUGAGCAGCUACAUAGCACACCUUCAUUCAAGUGUGGACCAGAUAAUGUUCCCAAUUCUGAGUAUAUUUCUAAUAACAGAAUAUGUUGGAGUGACAAAGAACAAAUGAACACUGACAAAACCAUUGUUAACCAUUUGGGUGUGUCUAAACACACAGAGUAUUUUGAUGAAAAUAUUGUAGAUAAUAUUAAACGUGAACCUGGGAGUUACCCACACAUGUCAAAAAUGAAUGCCCGUAGCCCUGUGGCAAACUCCAUUCCGAUCAAGUCAGAACGAAACGAAUCUGGUAAAUGUUUUGGGAUUGAUUCCGAAGGAUUUUCAGGCCAGAACGCUACACAACAAGGAUGUGACUUAGAUAUAAGUUUGCCAACAUCCAAACCAUCACACAGUGUUGCCAGAGAAGAACCAUUGUCAUUGACUACGGACACUUUAAAAAGGGUUACAAAUGCAGGCAAUGCUAGCUGUCGACUCUCCUCUGUUGAAGCAAACAAUCCCUUAGUUACACAGCUGCUUCAAGGCAACUUACCUUUAGAAAAAGUUCUGCCUCAACCCAGACUAGGUGCAAAGUUAGAAAUUAGUCGACUCCCUUUGCAGGCUACCUCGGUGUAUAAAAUUGCAUCAGAAAGAAUGGUGUCUGAAAACACCUCACGCUCCCCUACCCCUGAUGGCAAGAUCUAUCCACUGGGAAACCCUUUGCAAGUGAGAAAACGUGAAAACCAUCCUAAGAAAAGGAUGGCUAGGACUAUGGGUGAACAUGCCCAGAUCAAGUGUGAGUCAGGAAAGCUUUCGAUGGACACAGAUACAAAUUUGUCAUCUUGCAUGAUGGGUUCUAAUAUGAACCCAUUGGGUCAAGGGCAAAAUUUUAAGCAAGAGUGGAUGAACAAGCAUAUGGUUCAAGCCAGGGUUACACACAGUCCAGAAAUUAAGCAGCAAAAGAGGCCACUGCCUUCCUGUAGCUUCCAACAAAAUGUAUUUAAUGUUGAUAAAAAUGGCAGCUAUCACCCAGAAGCUAGUACCUCACAUAGGCAACACUACUACCAAAUGCCCAUGGCUCAGAGAGGUCAAGGUCCUGCAAUCUAUAUGUCACCAGGCUCAGCAAAAGUCCAGCCGGCUAACAAUGCUUAUCCUUUCAAUAGGCACCCAGAGCAGAAGGUUUUAGCUGAGACAAAUGUUCCGAAUCUUUCUCAUCGAAUGGGCAAUGCGUACUCCCCAAAUGUUCAUAUUAAAGAAGGCGAUGACCUCAGCAAUGCCCAACAGACUCUGCAACAUAAAUUUUUAGUGCAUCCUUCCUUAUCUAAUUCAGAAGUCCCUUCUGAUCAAAAACAGCCAGCAGUUACUAUGGAAACCACUAAAAGACUUAGUUGGCCUCAGCCUACGAGCAUCUGUAGCAAUAUAAAGACUGAGCCCAUCUCUUUUGAGGACGGUUUAAACAACAGCUGUGAACUGACCAUGAAACAAGCUUCCUACGAGCAGAGUGAAGUCAAAGAACAGUUAAAAACAUUCGCCUUGAAAAAUGCAGAUUUUUCUUCCUAUUUACUUUCCGAGCCACAAAAGCCUUUUACUCCGCUAGCUGCACAGAAAACACAAACACAGCAGCUGCCGCCGCAACAGCAGCAGCAGCAGCAACAAUGUGGGAGUUAUCCAGCAAUUCACUUUGGUAGCACAAGCUUCAAAAGAGCAGCAUCUGCUAUAGAAAAAUCCAUUGGAAUUUUAGGGAGUAAUUCUAAGCCUGCCUCGGGACUCGGCCAGAACGCUCCAAUCCCUGCACAGAAAUAUGCCGACAGCAGCAGUGCAGAUGAACUGGAACUGAAGUGUUCUUGCAGGCUGAAAGCCAUGAUUGUGUGCAAAGGCUGUGGAGCCUUUUGUCAUGAUGACUGCAUAGGCCCUUCAAAAUUAUGUGUAGCGUGUUUAGUUGUUCGAUAGAGACGGAAUCAAAGACGCAGUGUCCCUUUAAAGCCUACACAUCUUCAGCAGGAACGUUUCGUCGUUUCAUGUGCUUUUCUCAUUUUCUUUCUUUUUAUUUUAUUUUUUUAUAAAAAAUAUUACGUUGUCAGUGUUACAUUUCAUUCUACAACUCUGUAGAUGAGACAGAUUUCUGCUGAAGAAAUAGAUCUCAACAUCUUGUCACCCUUUUAAUUUAUUUAGAUUUGUUUUACUGAGGUGAAGCUUUUGCCCUGUUUUUCGAUGCAAAGCACCUGACCUGUUUUUUAGUUUUUUUUUCUUCUGGAAUUUGGAGAUCAUUCUGAUUUGCAUUAGCUCUUCUGUGAUCAUUGGAUGGUUAUCAACCUGAUUGAAAGGGUCUGUGUGGUACUUGUUUAGCAAGUAUUCCCCCCCCCCUUCCUUUCCCACGUAAGGCAUCCUAGGGUAAGAUUUAAAUUAAGCCAGCUGUUGUCUACUUCACAGGGAGAGUUUGUUUAGUGCGGAUGGGGGAUUAGCAGUUGACACUACCAACAGUUGUCAAAUAAAUAGUGACUAAUAUUCGCCUGCAUUGCAAAUGUCAUUUCAGUCACCUAGCAAUGCUAUUGCUACUAUAGAAGUCAUCAGUGAACAGAGUGAGGACAAUAGUCUAUUAGGUUGUAUGGAGCUGACAUAUGUGAUACGCAGGGCAGUGAUCAGGAAUGAACAUUGUCCGCUCUGUAAAGUGUCAUUUGUCGGCAGCAACCCCCAAUGUAUGAUCGUUACUGCGAUCAUUCAUAUUCAUACACGUUCAUUGUUUCUCAGCAGCACAUUUCUGUUUACACAGGACAAACGACUCUAUGUGCCACAUAAACAGCGAAUCACUCAAAAAUUGAACGUUUUGGUCAUUUGCAUAGGCUAGUUAUUGCAAACUUGUGUUUGCAUUGUCCUGAUAUUAUGUCGAUGUAGAUGGGCCCUUACUAAAUUGGCAAAUUACUUAUUGGUUAUAUAUUAAACCCAAGAGGAUGGUUUCUGAAGAAAGCAAUGGUACCAAGUUCCAUGUGAGUCAAGCAACUGUGCACCAUCUUGUAGGGUGACAACUAGAGGUUUUUGUAAUGUAAUAAUCUUUUCCCAGGGAUACUAGUUUCCAUUUCUUUUCGUUAAUGUCACACUCCUGAAAACGGUUACCAUAUGCUGUAUUCCUAGUAUUCUAGGUGGCUUUCAUAUAUAAACCUAAGAACUUGCAGGAACGUGCUACAUUCUGAAAAACAUUACGAGAUGAUAUUUGGUUAAUUUUAUUUGUUAGGAUAUAUCGUUAUUUAUGAUUUCAGAAGUUAUGUCUGCCUUUUACGUUUCUUAAAUUUUAUUAAGACUUCAGGGUGUUACUCCACAAUAAGCAUGGCUCAGUUUAUAUUGUGAGUGUGGUUUACUGAACAUCUUAGACUUUACCUUUCCCCCUGACCAAACUGUAACCCUAAGUUGGGGAGGAGCCAUGGAUAAUGUCUAUAACUGGCAUUGAUGGCUAAUUAGAGACAGUAUCCAUACCAAUUAGGCACAGUUUCUAUGGGGCCCUCCCCACUUAAGGGUUUCUUGUAUGGAGAGUCAAAGUUUAUUAUGUAUAGUUAAAGCACAUGGUAGGUCAACUGAUGCAUGAACGAGGGCGCACACUAGGGCCUCAUGCACACAACCGUAUGUAUUCUACAUUCAGAAUACCGGCUGUGAGCAUCCCGCAUUUUCUGCAGGCUCCGUUUUCAAAAUGCCUAUUCUUGUCUGCAAAACAGACAAAAAUAGUCCACGUUCUAGCUUUUUGCAGGAAGGACACAUGGACAGCAUACGGUUCGCUGUCUGCAUUUUAUUGCAUCCAGUCUGCAAAAGAUGUGGAUCAAAUGCAUAAUUUUUUUUUUUAUGUGCAUGAGGCCUAAGUGGCACCAACUGCAGUUUCUCAGAAUACAAAGUGGAUACAAUUUUGCACCAUCCAGUUAAAAAAAAGGCAUAAACGUUACAUGGGAGUCCAUUGUCAACAUAUGUUAUCUGAGGCAACCAUCACAGUCAUCCAUUAAAGUAUACAGUAUACCUUAGGUUGCAUUCACACAACCGUAUGUUUUUUUUUUUUAAUCCACAAAACACGUAUAAGGAAAAAAUACAAAUAACUAUUCUUAUCUGCAAAAUGGAUGUUCUAUCUUUUUUGCGGAGCCAUAGAAUGGACAUACGGAUGCGGACAGCACGCGGAGUGCCACAUUAAAAUGAAUGGGUCCGCAUCCAAUCAGGUGCAGACCAAAAAUAUGGUCGUGUUAAACAUAUACAUUUUAUUUAACAUAAAAGUCUAUGGUGACAGAUGACCGCCCGAUGGCAUUCAUUUGAAUUGCUGUAUUUGUUUUUUUUCCUUUCAUCUCACGCCACACAUCUCGGAAUAUAUUGAGUUAAGUGAGGACACAUCUGAAGUUUAGUUAAAUUUCCCAAUGAUUGUCUGUUGGCCACGAGUGUUUCAGUUAUGUUUCUGGAUGUGAUUCAUUCUAGCAUAUAUUAAUACUUACAUAUGAUUGACAAUUUUUAUAAAGAUGCCAGAUUGAUAAUAGGGUAUGAAAGUAUAAAAGAAAAAUAAAUAAAAAUGUGUCAUAUGUCCAUGUCUUAAUGUGAUACUUAAGGGCUUUGGAUAACUUUGGGGCAUCAUUUUACUCUUUUUUGGCAAAAAUUGUUUUAUUAAUCUUUAUUAAAAAUGCUCAGCCUACUGAGAUAUAAGGGUUAAAAAUCAAUCUAUUUGCAAGCUGUCACUUUGUGUUUUUUUAGAAUCCUGUCAUCUAAUGGCUCAUUUGUAGCUCUGAUCUCAUUACCUCAUAAACACCUAUUUAAGCCAUAUUCUUAUUAGUUUGAUCAGGAUUGAGCUUUAAUGAGUGUUUAUGAGGUCAGGAGAUCAGACAUAAGAGCUACACAUGAGCUGUCAGAUAACAGGAUUCAAAGAAACAGACUAUGACAGCUUGCAAACACACAGAUUUUUUUUACGCCUUGUAUUUUUAAUAAAGAUCAAUAGAAAAAAAUGAUUUUAGCCCAAAAUCAGUAAAAUGCUAUUUAAAAUAUGCUCCCAAAAGUGUCCACAGCCUUUAAAGAGAACUUGUCACUGCAAAAUGCAGUGCAAUCUGCAGGCAGCAUGUUAUAGAGAAGGAGGA